UCCAGACGUCUUGUAAUUUUGAGGGAAAUUACGUUAUCGUAAUUUUCCUAAGAGAAAUGUUGCGAAAUGUUUAGUAAAACCCCGGAUCUUAUAGCUCAGAACCUGGGCAGCCUUUUAACAUGCAAGUCGGUUCGUCAGGUUUUGUGUCGCAGGCACCUCAAGACUAAACAAUUUUUAAACCCGAUCCACAAGUAGAACCUCCUCCCGAACGAUAUUCUGAUGAUUUGCUAAACUAGGACCAAUUCGGGGAAAACCAGGGACGGAUACAAUACAACAGUUCAUUAUUCAGUACAAGUUUUUCAAACAAUCAAUUUAUUUGGAUACCUUAUGUCUCAAAUCUAACCUUCAUUAUUGUAAAGUUUGGGCACACCACUGACACUGAAAUUGACUGACGGCAACAGCUUGUCACAGUGAAGUUUGUUAUGACAGCCAUUUUGCAGCAUUUUAUACAAUAAUAACACUAAUUUAUCAGGCUUUCGUUUAAAAGUUUAUCUGAAACCCAAGAUCGGGAUGAACUCAUGGAAAAUUUACUAUGAAAACUAUUAGCUAUUGUGAUGAGAUUUUUUUUCGUUACCAAUUUACGCAGCAGGAUGUUGCAUGUAUAUUACGACACAAAUCUUAUUUUACUGAAUACAAUACUUCCAAGAAAGAUUUAAAGGAAACUUCAGUACUUCAUAAACUUGGACCAACUGCAAAACAAUGUCAGGAGGAGCACCUGACAGAACACCCUCAGAAGAAGAAAGAUUAAGAAAUACUCAAAACAGUCCGCCGGCACAGGAUCAAAAUGCACAGAAUACUCAAAGCACUCAAACACCAAGUCAGACACCUGAUCAGACACCAGGUCAGACAGCAGCUCAGGCACCACCUCAGACACCAGGUCAGACGCCAAGUGAGCAGUCUGGUCAGCUACCAAGCCGGGAGCCAGGUCUUAGACCAAGUCAGCAGCCAGCUCUGACGCCUAUAGGCGAGUCUACUGACGCACUUAGUGUCGACCCAUCGAUUGACACCACUCAAUCAAUAGACCAACCACCUGGGAUGCCGCCCGUACCACCAUCAACACCUUCGAUUCAGAGUGAUGAAUCGACGGAAUCAGUAGACCGACCUUUGGAAUUAAUUCAACUGCCUGUGCCGGAGCUGCCGCCCGGGGCAGCACUCGCUGGGAUGCAGCCACAACUACCCCCCGGAGCGCCUCGCCGACCAUCAGCAUAUUACCAGGAACGACGUACCUCUGAGGCUCCUGAAAAAAAACCUCGAUACCUACAUAAUGCCUUCAAAUAUCCUGGUCAUGAUUUUUUUGCAGGUAUGUUCGAAAGUUUUUUUUUUUACCUAAAAUUAAAAUUGGCCUAA
Messenger RNA from Trichoplusia ni (cabbage looper), 1347 nucleotides. RefSeq lists its product as uncharacterized. The transcript is spliced from 2 exons. Bases 700 to 1347 code for a protein of 215 amino acids. NCBI's taxonomy places the organism in Eukaryota, Metazoa, Arthropoda, Insecta, Lepidoptera, Noctuidae. The record is from RefSeq and is a predicted model, not a curated record.